AUGCUGCACGCGACUCUUAUUCUACUACAGUGCGUCACUCUGGCUUCAGCAAGGUCCAUGCUAAACUUCUACAGAGCUUCAGAACACACAGAGGUUAAUGGGAACCCAUCGGCAGUGAUUCAUCUCUCGCCCACAUCGACAACUGAGGUUGAAGAGGAUGUUGCACUAAAUGUUCCCCAUCCGAUCGCUUCUGACUCCAUUACCAACUUCGAUCGAAAAACACAAUCGAAUGUCGUGUCAAGUACACUAGAUCGUACAGAACACGACGUUGAGAACAGGAAACUGCCUAUUCUCAGAGCUGAAAUUGAUGCAGUAAAGUUGUUCGAUUCACCUCCUGCAGAACAAGACGUCGACAAGGGAGACGUUCUCUCCGAUGAUAAACAGAAGGAAGCUGAAAUUUCAAACCGGAAUCGCGAUGAUGAGAGUGCUCACCGCUCAGAAGCCGUUUUGAGAAGUAGUUCAGCAGAAGUUGAGAUGACACCGACAAAAGCUGUGCCUACACUCAUGCUCUCAACAACGACGAGUGUGGUGACAACUGCCCGAUCUGAAGCAGCAAAUGAUAUGGAGGGAGUAGUCAGCAAAAAAACGGAAAACGAACUGACCGGCGAAAACAUUUUAGAAAGUGAAGUAGACAUCGUAGAGCACGAUGUCAUAGAAUUGCCCAGUCCCAAGACAUUGCUUCUACGUGAUAAGAUGCCGAAGGUAAUUAGUAGCAUCUCUUUAAACGAACUCACGAAUGGAAGUGCUCAAGUUACUUUUAUUGACGAAGCGAGGUUGCCAGAUGCCAGCAGUGUUCACAAUACGUUCGAUCCGAAGUCUUUUGAGGACGAAGACAGCGAUGUGUUCAACGAUCUCGACGAGAAGUCCAUAACACUGGAAUUCCAUGACGAUACCGCUAUUGCUACAACAAAAGCAGUGGAGAUUGAGCCUUCACCGUCCCCGAAAACGGCGCAAUCUUCCUUUAAAAAGGAAGGUGAGCUUUGA
Molecule: messenger RNA, 984 nt
Organism: Haemonchus placei
Lineage: Eukaryota; Metazoa; Nematoda; Chromadorea; Rhabditida; Trichostrongylidae
Source: the annotation of a GenBank genome assembly